Erythranthe guttata (spotted monkey flower) is the source of this 2838-nucleotide messenger RNA. It is a transcript of the gene MCM5, whose product is annotated as Minichromosome maintenance (MCM2/3/5) family protein. Gene Ontology annotation, molecular function: single-stranded DNA helicase activity; ATP binding; DNA replication origin binding. Gene Ontology annotation, biological process: DNA replication; double-strand break repair via break-induced replication; DNA replication initiation. The record is from RefSeq and is a predicted model, not a curated record. Lineage: Eukaryota; Viridiplantae; Streptophyta; Magnoliopsida; Lamiales; Phrymaceae. Gene Ontology annotation, cellular component: nucleus; MCM complex.
UCAUUUUCGUCAAUUUACCGUCACUUCGCCAGUUAAGGGAGUGAUGGGCUAAAGCUUGAUACCAUCAGUAUUAACGGAAAUGGCUAAAAUCGUUGAAUUUUUUAAAUAGGAGGGACCAAAUGUAUUUUUUAUGAACAUAGGGGGUCAAAUAUGUAAUUAGUGCAACGUUGAGGACCAAAAAUGUAUUUCUCCCAAAAAGAAAAAAAAAAAAAAAAUGCCCCUAUUAAUGAUGCCUGGUCGGCGCGCCUUCCAAGCACGUGCUCGUCGCGUGAGGAAGCCUUCCCGCCAAGUCUUUCCCGCCAAAAACCCAUUUCCAACCCCAAUUGCCCAAACCCUCGAGCCCUCUUCACCAGAGCGUUUCACUCACACCCACCCACACACGCACACACAGAGAGAGAGAGAGAGAGAGAGAGAGAGAGAGAGAGAGAGGAGAGAGAGAGAGAAGAUAGAGAGAUGUCUGGCUGGGACGAAGGAGGAGUGUUCUACAGCGACCAGGCGCAGUACCCGCACGUCGGCGGUGAACAGUCAGAGACGGCUAGCCGGCAUACGGCGCUGCAGAAAUUCAAGGAAUUCAUAAGGAAUUUCCAGCACAAGAGCCAACCCAAUGUAUUUCCCUACAGAGAGGCCCUGCUUUCGAACCCUAAAUACGUGCUCGUCAAUCUCGCCGACCUCAUCUCCUACGAUCCUGAUCAAAACCUCCCCCAGUUUCUCCGCCAAAACCCCGCCGACUAUCUCCCCCUCUUUGAAACUGCAGCAGCAGAAGUUCUCACAGGUCUUAAAUCACGGGUAGCUGGAGAGAGUGGAGAAAUGGAAGAGCCAGUGACUGGGGAAGUUCAAGUAUUGCUUAGAUCAGAGCAAGAUCCUGUUUCAAUGCGUUUACUGGGGGCGCAAUAUAUUUCGAAAUUGGUGAAGAUAUCUGGGAUUGUCAUAGCGGCCUCAAGGACUAAGGCAAAAGCUACGUAUGUGACUUUGUUAUGUAAAAAUUGCAAGAAUGUAAAGCUUGUUCCGUGUCGUCCAGGGCUUGGUGGAGCUAUUGUCCCACGAUCUUGUGAUCACGUCGCUCAGGCUGGGGAAGAUCCUUGUCCAGUUGAUCCAUGGCUUGUGGUUCCGGACAAGAGCAAGUAUGUCGAUCAACAGACACUAAAAUUGCAAGAAAAUCCCGAGGAUGUGCCGACUGGAGAGUUGCCAAGGAACAUGCUUCUAUCUAUUGAUCGCCAUCUCGUGCAAACAAUUGUUCCUGGACAAAGGUUGACUAUAAUGGGGAUUUACAGCAUAUUCCAAGCUGCCAACUCAUCGACUUCUCAUAGAGGAGCAGUAGCAGUUAGGCAGCCCUAUAUUCGGGUGGUUGGAUUAGAAGAAACCACUGAGGCUAACACUCGUGGUCCAACCAACUUAACCAGAGAUGAGAUUGAAGAAUUCAAAAAGUUUGCAUCAGAUAGUAAUGCAUACCAGCAAAUAUGCUCGAAGAUUGCUCCUUCGAUAUUUGGCCAUAGUGAUGUGAAAAAGGCUGUUGCCUGCCUUUUGUUUGGAGGCUCAAGAAAGACUUUGCCUGAUGGUGUUAAAUUAAGAGGUGACAUCAAUGUUUUGCUCUUGGGGGAUCCAUCCACAGCCAAAUCACAGUUCCUGAAGUUUGUUGAGAAGACAGCUCCAAUAGCUGUGUAUACUUCUGGAAAAGGCUCAUCUGCUGCCGGUCUUACUGCUUCUGUAAUUCGCGACAAUAGCACACGGGAGUUUUAUCUGGAAGGAGGUGCCAUGGUCUUAGCAGAUGGGGGCGUUGUUUGCAUUGAUGAAUUUGAUAAAAUGAGGGCGGAAGACAGGGUUGCCAUUCAUGAAGCUAUGGAGCAGCAAACUAUAUCUAUUGCUAAGGCAGGAAUAACAACAGUUCUCAAUUCCCGGACCUCUGUGCUUGCUGCAGCUAACCCUCCAUCCGGGCGUUAUGAUGAUCUCAUGACUGCUCGAGACAACAUUGAUUUGCAGACCACCAUUCUUUCAAGAUUUGAUAUAAUAUUUAUUGUGAAAGAUAUCAAAAUGUAUGCGCAAGACAAGAGUAUUGCCAGCCACAUCAUCAAAGUUCAUGCAUCUGCUGAUGCAACUGCAACUGACUCGAAGACUACCAAAGAGGACAACUGGCUGAAAAGAUAUAUACACUAUUGUCGAACCGAGUGUCACCCCCGUCUCUCAGAGUCUGCAGCGUCUAGAUUGCAGGAGAGUUAUGUAAAAAUUAGACAGGACAUGAGACGGCAGUCAAAUGAAACUGGUGAGACAGCCGUAAUACCAAUUACAGUGAGGCAGUUGGAAGCUGUUGUGAGAUUAAGUGAAUCACUUGCUAGAAUGACACUGUCUCAUGUUGCAAAUGACAACCACGUUCUUGAAGCAAUAAGGCUCUUUAACAACUCUACAAUGGAUGCUGCACGUGCCGGAGUUAAUCAACAUCUACACCUUACUCCCGAGAUGGCAAAUGAGAUAAAGCAAGCGGAAACCCAGAUAAAGAGAAGAAUGGGAAUUGGAAGCCACAUAUCAGAGAGACGGCUGAUCGAUGAGCUUACAAGGAUGGGCAUGAAUGAAUCUAUUGUAAGAAGAGCUUUAGUGGUUAUGCAUCAAAGAGAUGAAGUAGAGUAUAAGCGAGAAAGACGGGUAAUUGUCCGUAAAGCGUGAAGCCCGAUGCUAUUGCGUUUGUAAUCUGCCAUUUUUCUGCAGCAGUGUAGCCCAAACCAUAUUUUAGAAGAAUAUUUGUUCUAUGAUGCGGUUAAUGAUGUGUGUUAUUUAAGUAUGUUUGUAAUCGAACGCUUAAACAUAUUGAUUAUAUAAUCUAUAUGGUGAAACAACGCUUUUGCUCUU